Molecule: messenger RNA, 2121 nt
Organism: Striga asiatica
Lineage: Eukaryota; Viridiplantae; Streptophyta; Magnoliopsida; Lamiales; Orobanchaceae
Source: the annotation of a GenBank genome assembly
AAAUUGUCCCCAACAUCUUCUAAUUCUUUUAUUCUUUCCCUCUCAACAACUUCAUCUCUUUCUUGAAGAAUUCAACUAACAGCUGACCUAUUCAAUUCAACCCACUUUCAUCAACUCCACCUAGCAAAAACUCCCGUCCCAUUAUGUUUUUCUUUUCCCUCUUUCCCUAAAAAGCUCAAUCAAUCUUUUUAUCUCUCAGCAGCAUCGACCAUGACCAUUUCCCCUGUUCUAUUGCUCUUCUUUCUCCUCAUCCCAGCUUCAUCUUCUCAGCCCGUCAGAGGUGUGUUCAUUGACUGUGGAGCUAAUGCUGGGUCCACAAUCAACGGCCUGGAUUGGGUGCCAGACAACGCGUACAUAUCCACGGGCACAUCAAGAAAUGUCAUACAACCAGUUCUCAUCUCAACUCUUUCCACCGUCCGUACGUUCCCUCUCGAUAACACCAUUUCAAGAAAAUUCUGCUACGAAAUUCCAGUCGACCGGACUCAAAAAUAUUUGGUCAGAACAACUUAUUACUAUGGUGGUGUGAAUGGAAACAUUAACCCACCCGUUUUCGACCAAAUAGUGGACGGGACCUUGUGGAGCGUGGUGAACACUACCGAGGAUUACGUGAGUGGGAAUUUAAGUUAUUACGAGGGCAUAUUUAUGCCAACGGGUAAAAAUCUUAGCGUGUGUUUGGCUGCGAAUAGGUAUACGGAUUCGGACCCUUUUAUUUCUGCUCUUGAGGUUGUGCUCUUGAGGGAUCAGCUGUAUAAUUCGACCGAUUUUAGAGCUUACGCCUUAAGUUUGGUGGCGAGGCACAAUUUUGGGUAUGAUGGGGAUGUUAUAGGAUACCCGGAUGACCAGUUCACUCGCUAUUGGGAGCCGUUUGGAUUGGAUGCAUUUCCACAAUCUACUUCACGAAGCCUUGCUGUUUCUGGCAUCUGGAAUUUGCCCCCUCCGAUUGUUUUCCAAACGCGCCUUGCAAGAAGCCUAGUCGAGCCCCUCACCUUACGCUGGCCUCCAUUUUCUCUACCAAGCUCGCAGCUUUACUACAUUGCUCUUUAUUUUGCGGACGAUCGAGUUUCUUCUACAGGGAGCCCAAGAAGAAUGGAUAUAACCAUCAAUGGCAUUAAUUACUACAGUAACUUGACUCUCAUGCCAGAUGGCAUGGUUGUGUUUGCAAACCAGUGGCCACUUGGAGGAAUUACGAAUUUAACCCUGACCCCAGCUCCUGGUUCGACUUCCGGCCCUUUGAUUCAUGCGGGUGAGAUUUUCCAGGUGAUUCCUGCAGGAGGGAAAACUCACACUCGAGACGUAAUUGCUAUGAUAAGCUUGAGAGAAAGCUUCCAGAACACUCCACCUGACUGGAAAGGUGACCCGUGUCUACCCAGCCGAUAUCCAUGGACUGGGGUUACUUGUUCUGGUGGAUCUCGUAUUCGCGUAAUCUCUUUAAACUUGACAAGUAUGGGUCUUUUGGGGUCGAUUUCGCCAAGUAUUGCCAGGCUUACAGCACUGAGUAGCAUCUUGCUUGGAAAUAACAGCUUAACAGGAAGUAUUCCAGACCUGAGUACGUUGAGGGGAUUGCAGAAUUUGCAUUUGGAAAACAAUCAGCUAGGUGGGACAAUACCUCCAUCACUGGGAAGUUUAACCAACUUAAAUGAACUCUUCCUACAGAACAACAAUUUAACAGGUCAAGUACCUAGCAGCCUUACCCAAAAACCUGGAUUAACACUAAGGUACACUCCUGGAAAUCCAUUUUUGGCUCCAUGACAUAUUCAAGGAUAUACUUAACUAUUUCUUUUUGCGAGUCAUACUUCCUUCAUGUUAAUGCAUUGCCGCUAGGAAUAUACAUAUUGUCUGUUUGUCAAGUUAUGUGUGCACUGUUUUGGUGUUGUAAAAAAAAAAAAAAAAUUGUUUUUCCUGCAUUUUGAUGAUGGUGUUCUGCAGAUUCUUUUGUUCUUUCAUACCUGUUUGUUUCUUCGAAUAGGAUGAUAAAAUGUAUAUUUUAUCAAAUAGUUACUGCAUUUUUGGACGAACUUGUAUACCUCUCGAUGAUGAUUAGUUAGGUUGCUUUUGUUAUGUUUUGGUCUGCUUGUACCUGAUCAUGUAUAUCAUUGUUUUUGUAUUAUUUUGUUGUUUCCA